Molecule: messenger RNA, 1987 nt
Organism: Gracilinanus agilis (Agile Gracile Mouse Opossum)
Lineage: Eukaryota; Metazoa; Chordata; Mammalia; Didelphimorphia; Didelphidae
Gene: MPPE1
Product: metallophosphoesterase 1
Biological process (GO): endoplasmic reticulum to Golgi vesicle-mediated transport; GPI anchor biosynthetic process
Cellular component (GO): endoplasmic reticulum-Golgi intermediate compartment
Molecular function (GO): phosphoric diester hydrolase activity
Source: RefSeq, a predicted model, not a curated record
AUGACUAAGCAGAGAUUACUACCUGGGACUUUGAAUUUUCUUCGCUUUAAGAGGAAGAGCUGGUUCUUUUUGAAAUUUGGAUUUCUUGUCUUUGCUCUGAUUGUGUUUUGUGAAUUCUUAAUUUAUUAUUUAGUGAUCUUUCAGUGUCACUGGCCAGAAGUGAAAACUGUAGCUUCCAGAGGAAAACAACAGACUCCUGAACCUGUGCUAAAGGUUAUAUUUUUAGCAGAUACCCAUUUGCUCGGGGAAGUAAAUGGACACUGGUUAGACAAAUUACGACGGGAGUGGCAAAUGGAAAGGGCUUUUCAAACAGCCCUAUGGCUUCUCCAGCCAGAGGUCGCCUUUAUUCUGGGGGAUGUCUUUGAUGAAGGCAAGUGGAGCUCCCCUAAGGCCUGGGCUGCCGAUGUGGAACGGUUCCGGAGAGUGUUCAGACAUCCACCUGAGACUCAACUCCUGGUGGUUGCCGGUAACCAUGAUGUUGGCUUUCAUUACUCGAUGAACACUUAUAAACUACAACGAUUUAAGAAGGUUUUCGACUUUGGAGAACUUUUUUCAAUAAAAGGGAUUAACUUCGUGAUGGUGAACAGUGUAGCAAUGGAGGGAGAUGGCUGUACUAUUUGCUCUUCAGCGGAAGCCCAACUCAUUAAAAUAUCUCACCUGCUGAAUUGCUCCAGACAGGAGAAGUACCAUUCUAGCCCAAAGUGUAGCGGUAAUCAAGAGCUUUCGGCAUCCGCUCCUAUCCUUCUCCAGGUAAGGAGAAUGGAACAACCUGGUAUUUCUUCUUUGUGUGUGUAUUCCCUGUGCCAAGGUUCCUUGAGGUCCAUCUGGCUCUCUUUAAUUUUUGGACAGCAUUAUCCUCUGUACCGGAGAAGUGAUGCUGAUUGCACUGGGGAAGAUUCUGCUCCUCCAGAGAAAAAGAACAUCUUAUUUAAAGAGAGAUAUGAUGUCCUUUCCAAAGAGGCUUCACAAAAGCUACUGUGGUGGUUUCAACCUCGCCUGAUCCUGAGUGGCCAUACGCACAGUGCCUGUGAAGUGCUGCAUGCUGGAAACAUCCCAGAAAUCAGUGUUCCGUCUUUCAGUUGGAGAAACAGAAACAACCCUAGUUUCAUUAUGGGCAGCGUAACAUCAGAGGAUUAUUCCCUCUCCAAAUGUUUCCUUCCCCUCGAGCAUACCGUGCUGACUAUAUACUGCACGGCAGGCAUCCUGGUGGCUUUGUUACUGUUCACCCACUGUCAGCCUUCCUAACACCACCGCUUUUCACUUCACUUCAUUCGGUUGAUACUUAAUCAGAAAGCAUAAGGCAAUGUGAAGAGCAGGACAUUUCUGCAUUUAGUAACAAAUACCAAAGCGGAAAAACAACUGAACUUCAGGCUGUAUUCAUGUCAGAGAAUGACCUCCCUGGAUGGGUCCAAAUGCAGGCCAUCCAUUUUUAUGCACAUCAGAGAAAUUCUAAACAGUUGAUAUGAAUUACUACAGGAUAAAUAGUUGAUUGAAAUGUUUUCAUGCUGUAAAAAAAAAUUAACAAGUAUCCUACAACAAAUUGAACUGUUUUCUUGCUAUAUAAUUUUUAUCAAAUAUAUGUAUACUCAGAUUGUAUCUGUACAACAUGUAAGUCCUAUUAGCCUCAUAACUUGCAUGCACUACAAACUCCUACCUUCCACAGGAUGGAACUUGCAACCCAGAAACACACUCAUCCUAGUGUAUGUACAUAUAUCAGUGGGUGUGGCUUGUUCUAGUGUGACAUUUCCCGCAGAUUCCUAAGUGGUAGAAAGCUGUACAUCUAGGAGGGGAAGCAGAUUCUCCUUUAGAUACUAGGAGAGCAGCAAAAUAUCAUUUGCUUGGUAGAAUUCUACUUUUCUCUGCUGAAACAGGAUUAGUAUUAUGAUGAUUAUUAGGAUUAUUUAAGUAGGUAUAAUUAAUUCUCUACCAGACAAUCUUUAAUCCCUUCUAGUGGUCAAAAAAAAAAAAAAAAGACACUUCUGAAAAA